This is a messenger RNA of Racocetra persica, 231 nucleotides long. The record is from the annotation of a GenBank genome assembly. Lineage: Eukaryota; Fungi; Glomeromycota; Glomeromycetes; Diversisporales; Gigasporaceae.
GUCAAUUAGAAAAUAUUAAAAAAGAGGUCAAACGAUGCUAUUUUGGUACAAAUAGCAAUGUCAAACUUAGUAAAGCAGUAAUUAAUAUGAUUUCCAUGUAUGCUUCUCUUAAACCUGUUGUUACAAAAAAUUCACAAAUUUCUGAUGAAGAAUACGAUAAGUUGACUAAAAUUUCCGUAAAAGAAGCAGUGGAGUUUAAUACUAAUUUUCAAAUAGUUCGUGUUUAUGCAA